CCUGUCAAAUCACACUGUCGGCGACGCGCAGGCGGAGGACUUACAUAAAAAUCCUCCGGGGAGAUUUUUUUAUUUAACGUCUAAAAGUCACGGUAUUUGCGGUAAACCGGAGAGGAUAUACAUAAAGGGGCGGAGGAUGAAAAGUCGUGUUAGUUAGCAGACGUUUUGCGGGAGUUUGGAGCAAAUAACGUGUGCAGAGGGAAGUUUUUCUACCCGAACCGAGAGGACGGUAAAGGGGAUUUCACCGUCUCAUACUUUUUAUUGUUUGUGUCAUUUUGUUUUUUGAGGGAUGUGAAUCUACCGAGUUGGAGCUGUUAACGUGUUCCUAAUAAGACGGGAGAAAGCCACUUUUUAUUUAACCUUACUUUGUUGAACUCACCAUGCUGACGAACACGGCGCUAUACGCUGCAAAGAAACGGAAGAAGCCGGUGCAGAAAAUACCCAAACCUCCUCCUCCCGAUGGCAUCAAGUCCAACCCGUCCAAGCGGCAUCGCGACCGCCUCAACGGCGAGCUGGACAAACUCACGAGCCUGCUGCCGUUCACCGAGGACGUCCGGGCGCGCCUCGACAAACUGUCCGUGCUGCGGCUCAGCGUCGGAUACCUGAAGGUCAAGAGCUUCUUCAACGCCUCCAUGAAGAAAGGGCAGAACGGCUCCAGCUGGAGCAGCGAGCGGAGCCUCAUGUUCGGAGGAAACGUCCAGAAUGCUCGGACCCCCCCCACGCCCUCUCUAUCCUCCUCCCAGGUGACCUCCAUCGAUGGAGUCAACUUCUCAGAGGGAGACCUGCUGCUUCAGGCGCUGAACGGCUUUGUGUUGGUGGUGACGGCUGAAGGCUACAUCUUCUACACAUCCCCCACCAUACAGGACUUCCUCGGCUUCCACCAGUCGGAUGUGGUCCAUCAGAGUGUGUUUGAGUUGAUCCACACCGACGACCGCGCUCUCUUCAGACGGCAGCUCCACUUCGCUCUGAACCCAAACAGCGGCCAGCAGGACGCCCUGAGCCCCGGAGAGCAGAGCUCCGCCGAGAUCACCAGUAAGGUGGUGACGUACGACCCAAAGAACAUCCCCCCCGAGAACUCCUCGUUCCUUGAGAGGAACUUCAACUGCCGCUUCCGCUGCCUGCUCGACAACUCCUCCGGCUUCCUGGCGCUGAACUUCCGCGGCCGGCUGAAGUUCUUGCACGGUCAGAACCGGGUCUCGGAGGAUGGGACGCUGGUGCCGUCGCAGCUCGCUCUGUUUGCCAUCGGCAUACCGAUGCAGCCGGCAACCAUCCUGGAGAUCCGCACCAAAACGCUCAUCUUCCAGACCAAACACAAGCUGGACUUCACUCCACUGGGCAUCGAUCCCAGGGGGAAGGUGGUGCUGGGUUACAAUGAAGUGGAGCUCUGCAUGAAAGGCUCCGGCUACCACUUCAUCCACGCUGCAGACAUGAUGCACUGCGCCGACAACCACGUCAGAAUGAUAAAGACCGGAGAGAGCGGCUUCACCGUCUUCAGGCUUCUGGCUAAAAGUCGGAUGUGGGUUUGGGUGCAGGCCAACGCCCGGGUGGUGUUCAAGGCGGGGAAACCCGACUUCAUUGUGGCCCGGCAGCGAGCGCUAACAAAUGAAGAAGGGGAGGAGCAGCUGCGCCUCCGUCAGCUGCAGCUGCCGUUUAACUUCGCCACCGGAGAGGCGGUUCUGUACGACGUCGCUCCCACAGUGGAAGUGCCGGACCCCUGCUCCGCCCCCAAGCAGAGGAAGCUGGAUAGCUACACAGUGAGCCGCGACUCCAUACUGGGCUGCAUGCUGAGUCAGGACCAGUCCAUCUACUGCGAACACAACGGGAAUCUCAGCUCCAUCGGCGACGCCGCCUUCAAGGACACGCGCGCCACCGUCAGCGUCCCCGGGGACGUGUGGCAUCUUACUACAGCCAAACCCGUGAUGGGCAGCCUGGUGAAGUCUGAGGCCACGGUGCAGGACAUGAUGGAGACCCUGCAGCAGAUCCUGGGGGACUCUGAGCUCAGCGAGGCCCUGGACGUGGGGCCCGAUGAGCUGAAGAGCUGGGAGAGCACGCUGCUGAAGAUGAGCAACAGCAGCAGCUGUGAGAUGAGGGAGGACCUGGACGAGAUCCUCAGCAACGACAUCCUUUCCUACGUGGAGGAGCAGCUGCAGAAGGAUGGCGGGCUCAAUCUGCCCGAUGAUGGACCAGCAUGCAUGUCUGCUUUGGACCUCCAGAGCCAGAUUCCAGAGCAGGACUUUGGCUGGGAUCUGGAGAACCAGCUGAUCCCUAACGGACAGCCGACUCCUGGCCUGGGGAUGAUGAAGCUCUCCCACAUGGAUGUUCCUCAGUUGAGGUUAAAUGGCCCCUCCCUGCAGGAGACGCUCCCCAUGCCUGCUGAUCUUCAACUGGGGACCACAGGAGCUCCAGUUUCCUUCCCCCCCUCGGCAAACACACAGAGGUCCCUUCCAAUCGCUGCUAAGCCGAACAGCCUCGGAGCAUUCAGGCAAACCAAUCACUUGGACCAAAUGGCUCCACAGCUGCAGAUGAGGACCCCCAGCCUGCCGAUGGGCCUGCAGGACCAAAGCGCUAACAGACAUAUAAACCCUGUGUUCAGCUUCCAGGCGAACCAGUGGAGCUCCUCCUCCGUCCCCAACCAAGCCACAUUUGCCGAAACAUACAACCAAAAUAUUUCAAACGCGUCCGGUUUCACCGUGGACGACACCAGCUGCUUACAGGGACACUUUGCACUUCAGAACAGCGAGAAUCAAAGAUGGCCGCCGGAGCCGCAGAUGAUCUCCAGCGGACACCAACAGAUGGGCGCCUGCCUCAACCAAAUGUCGGGCUUUCAGAGGAAUCCCCUCCCCGGGGUGGUGGCGAUGCAGAACGCGGUCAACGGCAGGCCGAUGUUCAGGACACCGGAGACUCCAAAUGUACCGUUUCCUGUUCAGCAGGUCAUGGAGCCGCCGCCUUCCAGUAGCUGCAUGUUCAGGAACACCCCCCCAACAUCAGUGCCUGUGAAUGGAGUGCACCUCACGCAGAGACUGAAGCCUGCCAGCAACCAGAUUCCCUUCAAGCCGUCGUGCUUCUACCAGGCGGGGGCCGUGCCGGGGAUGAAGGCGAUCCCGAACCCCGAUGAGGCGGUGCUGUCCUGCCAGAUGACGGCGGCUCUCGACCCAGACGGACUCCUGGUGCAGCAGCAGCCGUACCUGAACUUCAGUGAACAGACACAGAUCAACAGCCAUCCAGUGGUGGGUAAUGGAGGGUUUCCCUUCUCCUCCCUGCCCAACGGGAACGCAUACUACUCAGAGAACAAAUAGGAAACCAGGACGGCAGAGGAUCCUGACCCCACAGAAACACGGAUUAAAGGAAUCAGAUAGACUCAGAGAGUAUCAGAAUGAAAAACUGAAACGUGCCGGAGGAGGAGGAAGAUUGGACAAAACAGGACGCGAAUCCUUCCUCUUUUUUCCUCAUUAGGGAAACACGGAGGAAAGCUUUGUUUCAGGACGGAUGGCCUCUGAAGAAGAGGAGAAAUAACUGUUUGGAGUGUGUUGGAUUAUACCACGAAGAAAAGAUAAUGGAUUUCUUAAAUUGCGACUAAAUUGGAGACUUUUGGACAUGCCCACGUCUUGAUUUUCUGCCAGGGUUAUGGACUAACUCAUCGUAGGAGGAGGAGGGAAAAUUCAACAAAUCAACUCCUUCGUCCUAAUCCAAUUUUACUGUAGAAACACAGUAAAGUUGUUGAGUUUAAGAAUCUGGAGGACAGUGCUGCUUUACGCUGGCUAACCAAUGCAAAAGCGAUACAACAUGCGCAGAAAAAAGAAUACAGCCCAGCUAAAUGUUGCAUUGUUUUGUGAAGAAAUGCAUCAUUUUAUCUGCUGGAUCUCCUGAAGCACUUAAAAAAAGAGAAAUAUUUCACAUACAUUACAAAAAAGAGACCUUAAGGAUGAGGACGAAGUGGGCCUCAACUUACUUCCUGUUAAUCCUCUACCGUCAACCACCAUACUUGCUAAUUCUGAGCGCUCAGAAGGAUAAAAUAUAUCACAUUUUUUUUGUCGUUGCUGUUUUUGUCCUUUUGAAAGGCGUCUAGAUUUCGUUCAUUUCAACUCUUCACUGCGCAGACAGGGUAUUAAAAAGAAAACGCACAACAUAAUCAUCCUGCUAAGAAACAAUAUCACGAUUUAAAGAUGAGCGCUCAGAGAAAGCAGCUGCUUGUUAGUGCCUCUUUUAUAUAUUGUCAAAGCAUUCAGUCAGAGCUUUCCUCACUGAGCCAGUUCUUCGUUUUUCUUUUAUUAUAUAUUUCUGUUUGUUAUUUUCCUGUUGUAGGGAGAGAGAAAAAAUCAGCUGACGAGAAAAGUCACAUUUCCAGUGGGAAUAUUUGCUAAGAAAUUAACCAAACCUGCCUUUGCCUUAACUUCACAAAGCCCGUUUGUGAAAUAUUUGUGCACUAUUCCUUUAAAAGUGUUUGCCAAAGCAGAGAAAGUAAUUAGGAAAUCUUAGAAAAUGGAGCUUCUUUCCGAAUCCUCUGGAUAUUUAAUCAUUAUUAUGUCUUAUUGAGUAUAAGUUAAAUGAAAAAUAAAAAAUAAUUGUACUAAAUAGCCCCAGACUCACAGUAAAAGCUCACUGUCUUAAAGAAAAAUAAAUACCUUUUUUAAAGCAUGGAACAAAAUGUAAAUAUGAACCUGAAAAUGAGCAUAAUAAGCCCCCUUUAAAUAAGUAGAAUAUUCAGUCUGUCCAUAAGAAAACCGAAUGUGAGAGCAGACUUUUUAUUCACAUUUCCGUCCUCUUCCUCUUUCCUGUUUCUGUCCAUGUGGUUAAUUUAUGGCUCGGACGAUCGUGGAAUAUCGACGAUCGUCCCGCAGUGAAACAACACAGAAGUAAGAACAGUUAAAGGCAGCUAUUGUAUAUUUUAAAUAAGGAAAAAAAUGGAAACAAUGCUUAACAAGUGCCUUUUAAUUGACCUCUCUUUGAUUGUCUGUUUUUUAUUUUAAACAACCCGAUUCAGCACUUAGAUUGAAAACAAAACAUCUUGAGAAAGCCUUUGAAUUGCAAGAUGUGUGUUUUAUCAUCAGUACUGAGCCAUGAAAUCUGAUCUAAUUAAGUUUCACUAGUUAUCAGCACUUUUUCAUAACUCCUACAAUAAGAAGGUUUGAUUUUAUAAGCUGUAAUAGACAAAAGUAGUGACAGCAGACUUUAUUUGUGCCUUAAAUACCAAAAACACGAGUGAAUAAAGCCAUCUGUGAGUCUUUGUACUGCAGGAUACCAAAGGGAAAAAGAAAGAAAACUAAUAUUUAGUUUUAAAAUUCUACUUUCUAUGGAUCACUUCUACACAUGAACAGCAGGUAAUAGACCAGAGUGAUUGUAGUUGUGUAUGAAAAUGGAUUUAAUAUUCACAAAAUUACAAAUAUGCUGCAUUCAUGUCGCAUUUAAGUGCCUGGUAGUGAUGAUUUGUGGCAACCAGUGAGUUUUAGAAAGGCAUUCUGGGUAUUGUAGUAGUUUUUUAUGAUUGAUUUGGCUCGAUUUUCAUAAAAUAUUGUUUAAAACUCUUCAAAAAAUGUCCUGUUCUAUCAAAAAGAUAAGUUUCAUUCUAAUUUUGCUCAAAUUGUAUUGAAAAAAAAGUGAAAAACCUGUAUUAUACUCAUAAAUGUACCUAAUUACUGUAUGUAUUACAGUUAAUCUACACUUCUGGUUUAUUUAACUUAGUUUAUUAAGAAGUCUGAAAAUUGAGCCAUAUCUUUUGUAAAAAAAAUACAAGUGAAUUAGAAACAAUGCUAAAAUCCCAACCUGUUCAUUUCAACAGCAGAUUCACCAAAAUAAAACCAAUAAAAAAGACUCAGUACAAAAUGAGCGCUUGUUUUCAGAGGUGUGCGACUUUAACGCCUCUGUAAAAUUGCGGAUUGCUUUCAAUUCAAUCACAAAGUAUUCAUAUAGAAAUAUAAAAUAUAUCUUGUUGUUUGCACCUAGUUGGAAAGAAAAGCCUUACGUACUUAUCGUACUUUUAAAACCGUGGCUCCACAUUGCAGUAUCUUUGUGUACCUGUAUAUAAAUAUAUAUAUUUGUCUUUUUCUUUUGCAAAAUACGUAUUGCCCUAUACUGUGUAUUUUAUUGUUGCCUUAACCUGACUCACGCCUUCAUAAUUUUUUGUACAUUUUCUGCACAGCAUAUACAAAUGUUAACCUCUUGUUAUGAUGGUUUUUUUUGUAACUUUAAGCAUAUUGUAUCUUGUGGAUUUGCCUUCUAUAUUUUGCCUCUGACAGUGUAUUGAGUGUUUGAGUCAAUCUUGUCAUGCUCACCCUAUUAAAGGUGAUCUGAUCACA
Eleginops maclovinus (Patagonian blennie) is the source of this 6293-nucleotide messenger RNA. RefSeq names its product aryl hydrocarbon receptor 2 (gene ahr2). The record is from RefSeq and is a predicted model, not a curated record. Bases 381 to 3296 code for a protein of 971 amino acids. Gene Ontology annotation, cellular component: aryl hydrocarbon receptor complex; nucleus. Gene Ontology annotation, molecular function: protein dimerization activity; nuclear receptor activity; transcription cis-regulatory region binding. Gene Ontology annotation, biological process: xenobiotic metabolic process; response to xenobiotic stimulus; regulation of transcription by RNA polymerase II. The transcript has 11 exons. Lineage: Eukaryota; Metazoa; Chordata; Actinopteri; Perciformes; Eleginopidae.